UCAGCUCUCACGUAAUUUUGUGUAAAAGUGAUCAUGUGCGAGCAAUCUGAGAGAAACUUGUUGGAUCCCCUGGUGAACAGAAUAGUGGCGAAUCUUGGCAAAGAUUUCGACGACGUGCGCUACGAGGUGUCCGUGCCAGAAAACUCGUUCUUCAUCUCGAACCUCUACUUCCUCAACAUCAACUCGAAUGCCAAGGACACGGACAAGAGGGGGACGGUGAACGUGGUUCUGAAGAAACCGCCCGUUAUGCCCAGUGUGCGAGACGUAAUGAGAACGAACGAGCAAUUCCACAACGAGAUACUGUUCUACCAGAGGUACGCGAAACAUCACGAAGAAUUUCCUCGAUGCGUGCUCGCCGAGGACAAACCGCCCUCCGAUUCGGCGAUCGUUCUCGAGAACGUGAUCCUCCAACGUGGAUACGAUGUCUCGAAAUGGAAACACGACAUACCUGUGGAGUACACGAUGGCCGCGUUUCGAGAGAUCGCCAGGUUCCACGGGAAAGCGUACGCGGCGAAGGAGCAGCGAGGCGAAGAAUUCUUCGAUUUCGUGAACGAUCUCCAAGAGGUCAGGUAUUAUCCCGGCUCGAUCUUGAAAGUGGUGUACGACGAGACGGCGAGCAGAUCGGUGGGGUAUCUUCGAGAGAGGGGCUACGAUCGAGGAUUCUGUGACAAGCUCGAGGACAAAUUGAGGAGCACGUACGACGAUCUGAUUAUGAAGUACGUCCAGCCCGAGGAGCCUCUCGCCACGCUUUGCCACGGUGACUUCACCGUGAACAAUACGUUGUUCAAGAAGGAGAAGAACGGUGAAAUUAAAUGUAUGUUCAUCGAUUUCGCGUUGACGAGGUACGGAUCGCCUGUUCUCGAUUUGUCCACGUUCCUCUGCCUUCAUUGUGCGAAGCAGAUCGACAAGAGCAUGCUCGAAAAGGUUUUAAGGGAGUAUCACGAUUCCCUGACUCGUUGCCUCGAGGAAAAUGGUGUGGAUUGUGAGAAAUAUCCGUACGAGGUUUUGCGCGAGGAUUACAAGAGGAAGGGUCUGUUUGGAUUCUUCAUCGCCACGUUUUUCUUGCCUACAGUGAUGGGUCACAGUGACGGUGGCCCGGAAAAACUGUUCAAAAUGGACUUAAAGGAUUGGGGGCCGGUGUUGCGCGAACAAGGUGGCGACGAAUGCUCGGAAAUUAUGGCGAAUAUGUUGCUGGGAUUGAAAGAAUUUGGUUGUUUGGACGAUCUGCUUGGCGACGAUUGAUUUUUAACGCUCGUUCGUUGAUUCUUUUUCUUGAUAAUAUUCUUUUCUUUAAAUCGUUUUUCUUUAAAGUAUUUUAUACACUGUCUUUCCUUCUCGAGUUCAAUAUUUUCCAAGUAUUUUAAAUAUUAGCGGCAAUACGUAAGAAAUGAAAAUGUAAAAUUUUAAAAUGGUAAUAUAACGAAAAGAGAAACGUGGAAAUAAACCAAAGAAGUAAGAAUGAAUAAACAAAUUCUUGUACGUUGUUUGACUGUGUUGUCGUUUCGUCAUCUUUCUAAAAUAUAUCUCUACAACCUAAUUCAAAACAAUUAACGUAUUAAUUACAUACAUAGAAACAUCAGUGUCUGGUAAUUAUCGUUUUUAUUACGUAGUAUGAUGUGUUCUUUAUCUCUCAUCGAAAACAAAGAAAAUUAUUUUCAUUUACGCGCAAAAGAUAUUUAUCAAA
Molecule: messenger RNA, 1684 nt
Organism: Apis florea (little honeybee)
Lineage: Eukaryota; Metazoa; Arthropoda; Insecta; Hymenoptera; Apidae
Source: RefSeq, a predicted model, not a curated record